Molecule: messenger RNA, 11419 nt
Organism: Rhipicephalus microplus (southern cattle tick)
Lineage: Eukaryota; Metazoa; Arthropoda; Arachnida; Ixodida; Ixodidae
Gene: Myo10A
Product: unconventional myosin 10A
Cellular component (GO): cytoskeleton; myosin complex
Molecular function (GO): ATP binding; cytoskeletal motor activity; protein binding
Source: RefSeq, a predicted model, not a curated record
GUCCCGGCGGCUGCGGAGUCCCCGAGGUUCCGCCCGUGGUGCAGCCGUUCGCAUCUCGAGGUGGGCCGACGACUCUUGGACGUCCGAACCGCGGUUCACUCUACCAGAGUUCGUCGUCGGCAGUUGUCCCGGACUCGUGGCACGCCCACCGCUGUGCAGUGCGGAGUUGUGUACGUCUGCAGCGGCGGUUGCGCCGUCUGCUGGAAUCCGUGUGCGCUCUCCGUCCGAGACGGUGUGCUCCGGUUUGCGGCAUCGUAGUCGCUCCGAAAAAGAAGUGUUUUUGGUGACGGCGCCCGCUCGACAUCAGCCAACGAAGCGAGGCAAUUGUGUUAUUUCCUCCCGACAGCUGGAAAGCAGCGUACACCACCACACCUGGUCAUCCUGCAAGCCGGCGAGCGAUUCAGAUAGGCCGCCCUCUUGGACGCUACGGCACGGCGUCGCCGAGUGAUGGGCACAGGUCGCGCGACCGCUAGCCCACCACAGCUACCACCGCCGCUGCCGUGGUGACCGCCUCUCGCGCCUCCGAGGUUCACUACUCCCCGUCUGCCGUCUCCCAGGGGACAGCAUGAGGCGAACCCAAGGUCCGGCCGUUGCCAAUGACCGGGGCGGAGGUGGCGCGUCGCCCAGACCUCCAUCGUCGUCGUCCUCGCAGCAGCAGCAGCAGCCGACAACGUCGUCUUCGCCUUCGUCCUCGACGCUGGUCACGUCCGCCAUGGAAGACUUCGAGCCGGGACAGCUGGUCUGGUUCGACCCCGGACUGGGUUACAGCCUGCCCGGGGAGGUGAUCGAGUUCUCCAAGCCCGCCCAGGUCGUCACCGUACAGGCCGUCGUCUCAGGGAAGGCUCAGACGUUCACCAUCCACAAGUUGUCCACCGUCCGCAAGCGGCAAGACCUGGGCACCGACGGAGUCGAGGACAUGGUCAAGCUGGCCGACCUGAGUGAAGCGGCGCUCCUGUGGAACCUCAAGAUCCGCUAUGACAAGGAAAAGAUAUACACUUACACGGGCAGCAUCCUGGUGGCCGUGAACCCGUACAAGAUGUUCGACGUGUACGGCGUCGACGUCGUCAACAAGUACCAGGGACAGAUCCUCGGAACGCUGCCACCCCACCUGUUCGCCAUCAGCAGCGCCGCCUACUCGAAGAUGAGUAAGGACAGCGAAGACCAGGUCAUCGUCAUCAGCGGCGAGAGUGGAGCGGGAAAGACGGAGAGCACCAAGCUGGCGCUGCAGUACCUGGCCGCGGUCAACCGCAGCCCGAGCAACCUGGUCACCGAGCAGAUCCUGGAGGCCUCUCCCCUCCUGGAGGCGUUCGGCAACGCCAAGACGGUGCGCAACGACAACUCGUCGCGGUUCGGCAAGUACCUGCGCCUCUUCUUCCGAGACGGCGUCAUCACGGGCGCCAACACGACCGACUACCUGCUCGAGAAGUCGCGCAUCGUCACGCAGGCCACCGAGGAGCGCAACUACCACGUCUUCUACGAACUCCUGGCCGGCCUCUCGGACAAGGACAAGGACAAGUACGGUCUCCAGACGGCCGACAAGUACUUCUACCUCAACCAGGGUGGGGCCAUCGAAAUGGCGUGCAAGGACGACGCCGAGGACUUCCGGUCGCUGCUGUCGGCCAUGCAGGUGCUCGGCAUGAGUUCCGAGGAACAGGACGCCAUCUUCCGGAUCCUGGCCGCGGUGCUGCACCUCGGAAACGUCUACUUCCACCGGAAACCCCUGAAGCACGGCCAGGAGGGCGUCCAAGUGGGAAGCGAGGCUGAGGUGCGGUGGGCAUCGCACCUGCUGCAACUCGCCGAGGACGGCAUUCUCGCCGCGCUCACCACCAAGACAACGGAAGCUCGCGGAGAACGUCUCACGACUCCGCUGAACAUCGACCAGGCUCUAGACGCGAGGGAUGCCGUUGCGAAAGCCCUGUACUCUGGCCUCUUCUCCUGGCUGGUGUGGCGUGUCAACCAAGCCGUCUGCCAGCGGGAGACUGCGAGGACCACAGCGAUCGCCAUCUUGGAUAUUUUCGGCUUUGAAGACUUGAAGGAGAACAGCCUGGAGCAGCUGUGCAUCAACUACGCCAACGAGGCGCUGCAGCAGUUCCAGAUCCGCCAGGUGUUCAAGCUCGAGCAGGCCGAGUACAGCCGCGAGCGUCUCAGUUGGCAGCCGCUGAGCCACUGCGACAACCAGGGGGCGCUGCAGCUCAUCGCCAAGCGGCCCCUGGGCCUCCUGGCGCUGCUGGACGACGAGUCCAACUUCCCGAAGGCCACGGACGCCUCUUUCCUGGACAAGUGCCACUACAACCACGCCCUGGACGAGCUGUACUCGCGGCCGCGCAUGUCGUCGCUCGAGUUCGGUGUGCGACACUACGCGGGUCACGUGUGGUACUCGGUCGAGGGAUUCCUGGACAAGAACAGGGACACCCUGCGACCCGACGUGGUGCAGCUGCUCAUCUCGUCUAAGCUGCCCAUGGUGUCCCAGAUGUUCGAGUGGCGCCGCGCCACGGCCGAGGCGUGCAAGACGUCGAGCAAGGCGGACGGCCGCUUCGUCACAAUGAAGCCCCGGGCACCCACGGUCGCAGCCCGCUUCCACGAUUCCCUGCAGAGCCUGAUGGAGGCCAUGGCACAGUGCAACCCGUGGUUCGUGCGCUGCAUUAAGCCUAACAACGAGAAGGCUCCCAUGAAGUUUGACCUAGCCGUGGUGCUGGAGCAGCUGCGGUAUUCCGGCAUGCUGGACACCAUACGGAUACGCAAACUCGGAUACCCCAUACGAUUCAAGUUCGCCACCUUCUCGGAAAGGUAUCGAUGUCUCGUGCCUCCGAACCGCUUGGGUCGCGGCGCGUCGGCCAAAGACGUGUGUCGGGCAGUGCUGGACCAGGUGCCUUCCGCGCUCUCGGACGCCUUUCAGCUGGGCACUACGAAGGUGUUCGUGCGCGAGGCCCUGGAGCAGUACUUGGAGCAGGAGCGCGUGGCGCUUUUGCGCGCCUCCAUCGUCGUCAUCCAGCGGCACGUGCGCGGAUACCUGGCCCGAAGGCAAUACACGGCCAUGCGCUCCGCCGCGCUACGGAUACAAGCCGCGUAUCGUGGAUACGCCGCAAGGAGCCGCUACCGAACGAUUCGGCGAGGCGUCAUCCGGGCUCAGGCAAACUACAGGAUGCUUCGGCAGAAGAGGGAGUACGACAAGAUAAAAGCCAUCCUGGCCCGCAAGCGGGAGGCCGACCGUCUGGCCCUGGAGCGAGCCAAGGAACGCAUGGCGCGGGACGAGCGGGCGUCCCGGGCCGUGGCCGGCGUCAACCACCUCGAGAUUCCGGCCGAGCUUGCCUUCAUCCUGAGCAAGCUGGACGACUGGCCCGGAUAUGCGGGCGCCGUGGCCAGGGCGCCGUCGUCCUCCAGUUCCGGUUCCUCUGCGGGCGGCGUGGCGCCUCCGCUGACACUGGUGCCUCGGCAGCUGCCCGCCGACGUGGACCAGCACGCUUUCAGCAAGUUCACCAGCAUCUACUUCAAGUCGCACGUGUGGGGCAUGAAGAGGGAGCCCAUACGGACGCCCUUCCUGGCCAAGAGCUCGGACGCGCAGCACCAGGAGUCGCUGGCACUGUUCAAGUUGAUCCUGCGCUUCAUGAACGACGGCCACCUGAGCGGGCGGCGAGAACGCGUGCUGGGCGACUACGUGGUGCAGCGCGCGCUCCAGGAGAGGCCCAUGCGGGACGAGCUGCUGUGCCAGCUGUCCAACCAGACGUGGCAGAACGACAACGAGGCGAACCGCCAGAGGGGGUGGCUCCUGAUGGCCAACUGCCUCGGGUGCUUCGCGCCGUCGCCGCUGCUCUACAAGUACCUGCUCAAGUACGUGUCCGACCACGGAGACAAGGACGGCUACGCGGGCCACUGCCAGCAGCAGCUGCUUCGCUCCCAGGGACGGGACGCGCGCACCUACCCGCCCUGCAUGCUCGAGUGGCAGGCGAACGCCAAGAAGUGCCGCAUGGCGCUGCCGGCUGCCUUCCACGACGGUUCGGAACCUUCCAUGGUGGCCGUGGACUCGUGGACGACGGGUGAGGAGUUCGCUGCGCCGCUGAUCCAGGCGCGUGGAAUCGACGACCUGUUCGGCUGGACUGUGGACCUGGAGCACGGCGAGUCCACCACGUAUGGCCUGUGUGGCGCCGACUACGUGCUGGACUUGAUCUCGGAGGCUGAGCUUCCGCCGGCGUUCCCGGUGUGCAAGUCGUACUUCCUCGUUUCGCACGACCCCCGUGGUCCGACGCCCGUGCCGGAGACGUCGCCUCACCACCCGAGUCGGGUGAACACGUACGAGGUUGACCCGGCGGACGUCGCCAGCCCGCCUCCCGCACCUCCCGUACGUGUGUCCAGUCGCAAGGCACCCAGCCGGUCUAGGGAGCCCAUACCUGUGCCACCGCCCGUUGUUCCUAGCGGCUGCCGCGGCUGCUGUUGGCGCUGGAGGUCGCAUGGAUGGAGUUCGCUCGCGUCGCUCCGUUCCGGUGCAGACGGCUCCCUCGACCGCCGCGAUUCACGCUUGGGCAACCGCUCCGUCGCCUCUUCCUCCCAUGCCCGCUCUCGGUCCAUGGAAGACCUUUUGGACGAAGGACCUCCGGACAGCGCCCUCUCCAAGAGGAGUGCCCUCAAUGGCCGCUACUUCGAGUUGGCCCGAGCAGAGUCUGCCGCGACUUCUGCCGGUGGCGGGCAGCAACGAUGCGUGGCCACCGUUCACCACAGACCGGACCUGGACGACGCCACUGGCGUGACGCUAGCGACGACACCCUCUGGACGUUCCCACCACGACGAAGUCGACGACGACGACGACGGAGGCACCUCGUGGGGCCUUUCGGCGUCGGUCCUGAACGACCGGUACUUCUCCCGGAGUACCGGAGGCAGCAUGGUGCCGCCGUCGGCAUCCGAAACCGCGAGCGAGCUGAUGCUCGACUCGCCGCUGAACGGUCGUCCCGGUUCGGACCGCAGCGAAAGCCCUCAAGUCGAUGCCAGAAGCGGGACGACGGACGCGACGCGAUACGUCAAGUACUCCGGUGGCUCGGCUGUUCAAGCCGGACGACGUAAGGGCCCUCACUCGCACACGGCGAAGGCGCAGCUGGCCGGUCGCGCCGCGGCCGCGGCGGCGGCCGCCGGGUCAUCGUCGGAGUGCGCUCGCAGCUCGGCGUUGUCGGACACGUCCGAGGCCCCCUCGUUGGCGUCGCACGUUCGAAACGUGCGCAUACCGUCGCACACGUCCGACCUGGACCAGUACUUGGACGACCUGUUCAACCCGGUGCUCCUGGACGGAGGACUCGACGAACUGAGUGACGCCAGGUCGCUCGCGGCGUCGCUCAGAGGAGACGACUCGGCGUGGGACGGCGAUGACGACAGCCUGAGUUCGCUUCAAGACCCGGUGCUACUGACCAGAGCUCUCAAGGGAGACGGACCGUCUAUGGACGCACAGAAUGCAGGAGGUGCACUGACUAUGGGUGCUAACCUGGGGCUUGGUAGUGGACUCGUGUCUCCCCUUAUCGGAUUCCAGGCCAUGCAGAGCCCAUCAACGGGUCCCCUGACAGCCGGAAGCGCAGCCAGUGGGUCCGGUGCUCAGCAAAAUGCGGCCUCUCUCUACAACCUGCCCUUGUACAACGUUUCCGGCAUGACCGUGCCGAUUGUGGACGCGUCUCAGCUGAUCCAGCAGCAGGUUCUGCAGCAGCACAUGAUGCAGCUUCAGCAACGAGCGUUCCUCGCGAACGCUGUUCAGCAGAACCUGCAAAUACAGCAGCAGCUGAUGCAGCAGAGUGCCGCGCUUCAGCAGCUGCUUCAGUCAUCUGUGGUUCCAGCUGCGUCUCCGCCUCAAGGUACCGGCGGAGCUGGCGGCCUCCUAGCCCGAGCCGCCAACGCGAGUGACUCCACCCAACAGCAGCAGCAACAACAACAACAAAUCCUGGGCUCGCCGAUGGCCGGUCUCACUCCUCUGUCGCUGUCCAUACCGACCAUCGACCCCGCCACGGUCGCGCAACAGCGACUUCUAGCGCCCGCGGCAACGGCGACGUCUACAACGGCGUCAGCAGCGCACACGUCACAUGCCGCAGGAGCGACGGCGGCGACCAGGGCUUCUCCCAGGGACGCCUUCGGCAGCGUUCUCAGCGAACUGCGGUUUAAAGCUGACGGUGGUGCGCCCCCGGCGGUGGACUUUCGUCGGGCGCUCCUCCUCCCGCCGCCACCCCCUCCGCCACCACCACCACUUCCGCCAAUGUCACCAACAACCAUGGCCAAGUACCAAGAUGUUUACGGGCGGGCCAAAACGGUCCGCAUCGGCAAGUGGCGUUGGCCGCCACCUCGCGAUGAGUCCGGUAACUGCCUGCCGGGCCAGCCCACGUCGUUCCUCGAGUUCAAGCGGCUUCGGCGCCAGGAACGCGAAGAACGGCGCGCCGCGGGCCUCCAGGACGACUCCAGCAGCGACGAUUUGGAUGAUCUCGACGACCUGGACGACGAAGACGAGGACCUCGUCGACUUUCCCGAGAUACAGGACAUGGACGCCAACGGCACCGAGGCUGGAUCGCCCAAGUCCGAGUCCGUCCGCACUCGCGGAGACGAGGAGCCCAUCAUCCGGGCGUUCGAGGGCGAGACCCGUCCGGGCAGCGUGGGCAAGCUGCGCAUCAGCUCCGAGAUGAAGGCCAAGCUCGAGCAGCUCACCAUGGACCACAGCGUGCGCUCGCGGGCCUCCAGCAGGAGGCGGCGCGAGGACGAGCUGCCCGUGGCGCCGACGCCCACCACGCCCCCGGGCGGCGACAACCGCAAGCUGCGCGAGGAACGCAAGCUGGCCCUCGAGCGACAGCUGGGCUUUCAGGACGCCGCCUCAGGGGCCCACUCGUUCCGCCUCGACAACCUGGUCAAGGCCAAGAUACAGAAGAUGGAGAGGAGGUCGCAGGCUCCGAUGCGGGACAUGGCGUCCUCGCGACCUCCGCGGGCUUCCGACCGAGCCGGCUUGGGUCCGCCGCCUCCGCCGCCUCAACAUCAGCAGCAGCAGCAGCAGCAGCAACACCAGUCGAUCCUUCAACAGCAGCAACUUCCACCGCGAGGUGGAUCCGGUCAGUCGGGUACAUCGUCGGUGGCCGCGUCGAGUAGCGUGUGCAUGCCCACUACACCGGUGGUGCCUCGGCACCGCGAGCCACGACACCCGGUGGCUCUGCACCCGGAGAAGCUGCUUGAGGGCAGCAGCAAGGCUGAGGCCAUCGAGUUCGAGGACUGCGCCGAGUUCCUGCAGCCCGUAGACGAGGCGCCUCCUCCAGCUCCAGUGGUGCGUGCCAGAGACAAUCUGAAGACUCGCCUGUACCCGCCCAGUAGCGCCCCCUACAUUACCUACACCAAGGUCGAGUGGAGAAUCAGGAUACGCAAGGAGGUGUUCCAGCCCGGCGAGCAGCUACAGGAACCUCAGGCACUGCAUCUGGUCUUUUGUCAAGUGGUCGCCGACGCGUUCGGCCCGACCUGCAUAAGGUUGCGCGAGGACGAAGCGGCCAGGCUACGGGCGCUAUGCGACUCGCUCGGCGUGAGUCCCGCUCCGGAGAGUCGGACCCGAGCCCCCGUGCAGACGCAGCGCAGCGUCGUCGAAGCUGCACGCGACCUGCCGCUCUACUUCAGCCGCAUGUUCCCGGCGUCCGGUGGCCGGCAGCUUCCCGACGUGCACCUGGUCGCUGUGGCCCACUCGGGACUUCGACUCGUCAAGCGGGACCCGCCGGGACAGCUGCGAGUGCUCGAGACCGUCAGAUUUGAAGACAUCGCCGACGUCAGUGCCACCAGGCCCAGGACGCUGCAGCUACUUCUCAGGCACGGAGGCUGGAUGACGAUCUAUUCACCCAAGGCCGGCCACAUUCAAGCACUGGUGCGUCGCUUCGUCAUGGAAGGCACACAGGAAGUGCCGGAGUACGUGCAAGCCGUGGCCGACUACGUGACCACCGAGUCGACGCUGCUCAGCUUCCGCGAGGGAGAGCUCAUCCGACUCGUCAAGCAACGCUGCACGGGACUCGCCAAAGGCUGGCUUUACGGCGUUACGGACACCGGUGACAGCGGCCUGUUCCCGUGCGAGUACGUGGCGCCACUGUCGUCUGCGCGGCCGCAACGGUCUCUCCGCCUCCCCGGCGUCUGCCAUUGGUGCUCGAGGAGAGAUGCGCUCUCCGUCGGAGCACGCGCAUGCGCACAACGGAGCAGCCUACCUGGGUCGAGGCCAAGUCGACCUCAGUCGGUGACCGGAGACCACGUGGACAACUUGGAGGACCUCGCCAUCGAGCAGAGCAACGGCGUGGAGAGCCACAUGGCCGACGGCAAGCACAGCAUGCUGCAGUACGCCAUGUUCAACUUCAGGGAAAGCCUCGACAGGUACGAGAUGCUCCGAGACCAGAAUGGUUCCUUCCGUGGCUCUCUGAAGAUGCUCGAGGACCUGAAAGCCAGCAAGAAAGGCAAGGACUCCGACUGGACCUGGAAGGAACUCGCCCAGCUCAUCAAGUUUUCUAAGUCUCCCAUCAAGGCUUCACUCCUGAAUCUCGAAUCGCCCGAACUGAACAAGCUUGCCAUAGAAAGUUUCCUAUCCAUCAUGCGCUAUAUGGGCGACUACCCCAUGUCCAAGAACCAGUCCGAAGUGGAUUGCGUCUACUCUAUCCUUGUAAGUUGCCAUAAGAUUCCCGCACUUCGGGAUGAAGUCUAUUGCCAAAUAAUCAAGCAGACCACAAGCAACAAGAGUUCCAAACCGGACAGCUGUCAACGAGGCUGGCGUCUCUUCUCCAUCGUCGCGGCGUACUUCGACUGCUCCGAGAACCUCAAGCCGUACCUCUUCAAGUUUCUCGAGGCGGCUGCCUACGACAAGAGGAGGGCCUACCACGGUACGGCCAUGGUGUGUCUGCAGAACCUGCGAAAAACGUUCAAGUACGGAGGUCGAAAGAAUGUCCCCAGCAUCGAGGAGAUCGCCGCGAUAUCGGCUGGUCGCAAUUCCAAGCGGCAGAUCUACCGGCUGCCCGGAGGCACCGAGAGAGUGAUCAACACCAAGUCGACCACGGUUGUGGAAGACAUCAUCGACGAGAUCUGCGGCAUUCUGGGCGUGCGGGGAAGCACCGAGAUGGACGAGUUCUCGCUCUACUGCAUCGUGGAAGGCGAUCCCCUUACGAUGCCGCUGAGUCGCGAGGAGUACAUCCUGGACGUGACGACGGAGCUCAUCAAGAAUGGUCACGUGUUCUACCUCAUCUUCUGUCGCUCGGUGUGGUUCUUCCCGCUGCGACUGGACAACCCGCUCUACGUCGAGCUCAUCUUCAACCAGGUGGCGCCCGACUAUCUCGAAGGGCUCCUAUUGGUCCAGCCGCAGGGACGCCGCCUUCCGGACCCGAUGCUGGGCGACAUCGCGAGGAUAGCUGCCUUGCUUCACAGAGCGGCCGAUAUGCAGCACGUGCCAUCCAAGGACGAAGUGAAGUACCUGCUUCCCAAGCCCGUGCUAGCGAGCAAGGACGUCAAGCCUCCGCACUGGGUGGACCUCGUCCAGCGCAACUGGGCCGACAUGAUGGCUCUGACCAACACGGAAGCCAAGGCGCAGUGUCUAGACAUUCUGCAAAGAUGGCCGCUGUUCGGCUCCUGCUUCUUCGCAGUCAAGUGGAUUCGGAACGAAAACGCCACGUCCGAGCACAUUCUAGCCCUGAACAGAGAAGGCAUUCACUUCCUCGACGUCGUCACGCAUGAGUCCGUGUGGAUGUACCCGUUCUCGGAGGUGAUAUCGACGCGGAAAGUUCGUGCCGAGGACGGCACGCUCUACCUGGACAUGAAGUGUGGAAACCUCAUGGUGCAGAAGAUAACGCGCAUUCAGACGGACCAGGCUCACGAGAUAUCAAGGCUGGUGCGGCAGUACAUCAACAUCCAGCAGAGUCACCAGGGCAACCAACAUGGGGGUGCCCCACAGGACAUCACCCUGUCCAGGAACCUCAAGUGAAAAAAAAGUUUCACCACGAGCUCACCCCUGAGUCAGUACGACAGACGAGGAAAAACGUGUACAUCGAUUUCAAUGACCUUCGUCGCGCACUGCGAUAGCGAACCCUCAUCCUAGUUAAGUUCGUGACACCGGUACUCUCGAAAGCGACGCUGCAGUAGCUCCAUAUGCGGCGACGAGCAACGAACCCUUGCAGCGCCUCGGUUUUUUUUUUAACUUCCCGCUCAACAAAGUUUCGGAAUAGUGUGCGCCUGUUGUACCCCUUGGACGUUCUUACACGUUGUAUCGGAUUGGUGGAAUAGGCUGCUACACUGCGCUUGGGUGGAAACUUUCCUGCUACUUAUCUCUGUCUCGUCCUUCGAGAGCGGGUUCGCGACGCUCGACAAGGCAGAGGAGCAGGUUUGACGCCUGCCUGACAAGGUGAUUCAGAGUCGCGCCUUAUUUUUUUAGUUCAUGUUGAAUGGAGAGUGCCUUAUAUAUUAAUGAAAUGGACUGUAAACCAUUUGGACGUACAUUUGCUACACACACUACCAAUGACAAAAAAAAAAAAAGACUCUGCCCCCCUAUAGGAGGUAGCAUCUCUGAAUAUAUUCCUCUAUUUUCGUGUCGAUGUCUCGUGUUGCCGUCCAGGAGAAAGACGUGUUGCCAAAACGGCUUCUUUUAUGUUUGUUUGUUUUUUCUCCUUCAACUGUAACGGUUGUCGUUGCGCGUUUUGGAUGGGCUUGGCUCAAGAACAUUCUACUAAGGUGGUGCGAAAGAAUCUGGGUCACGCGAUGCUAGACAGGCACCGACUGCGCAUGCGCGAACCUCCAGCGUGGUACGCGACCGCGCAUGCUCUGUAGGUCGCUUGGGGUCUAUACUUGUGCGCAAUUAGGGAGGUGUCGCCUGAAACUGAAACACCGAAUCGCGGCUCUUCACAACACUGUAAUAUUCUUCGCGUCUUGGGUGAAACAGACUCCGACGUCGUCGUCUUUCCAGUAACAUUCUUUUUUUUUUCGUUUGUUUCACUAGAGAUAAAUAAGUAUAGGUGGACAAUGGGACGACGCUGAGAGGGUGCUUUCCUUUCGCCAAUAGCUGCCAAAACUUCCUCGGGCGUCUAAGGGAACACAACUUUUCGCGCCGGACUACGAAUUUUGUCCACGAAGCCUCUUUCUUUCACUCUUUUACGUCCUUCUUACGUUUUAGGAAAAAUUGACUAGCAUACAUGUGUGUGUGUUGAUACGUGCGCGUUUGUGUAUAUACAUAUCUGCCCCUUUUUGCCCCUUCCGAGAGCAGCCUUUCUGAGAAAAUUCGGAGAUGGGUGUGAGGAGGUGUCGCCUUUUUUUUAGGGCCUUAAAACUUAACAUAUUUCACGUCGUGCUUUUUUUUUUUCUUCCUCUUGGUGUAACAAGAUGACAACUAUACCCGCUGUGGGUGUCACGGAACGUCGGCAGAAAGGCUGCUUUCAAACUUGUAACGCAAUAAAGAGAGGAACGCGAGUACUGGAAA